ACUUGGGCUGUGAGUUACUCAGCAGCCAGAGAGAAAGAGCCUGUGUGUGUGUGUGUGUGUGUGUGUGAGAGAGAGAGAGAGAGAGAGAGUGCGCUGGGCGGCCGAUUAAAGACUGAGACAGGAACUAUCCAGACACACACAGACACAGAGAGAGAGGAAAUCCCCCCUGUGUUGUCUGCCAGAGCUCCGGCCGCAUGUUGUGACAGCAAGUCCGGGCAGACAGAGAGAGAAGGAGAGAGAGAGACAAGCACCUGACCCUCAGACUCUAUUUCCAGGCAGAGUGGGGGUCAGAAACCCUGCUGGAGACCCUGGAUUCAGCUCGGAGGAUGGAAGAUGAGGCUGUACUGGACAGAGGAGCCUCCUUUAUCAAACAUGUCUGUGAUGAAGAGGAAGUAGAGGGUCACCAUACGGUUUAUAUUGGGGUCCACGUCCCAAAGAGCUACCGCAGAAGGAGGCGCCGCCGGAGACGAACAGGGUCAAAGGAGAAGAACAAAGAGCGGGAAAGGUCAGCCGAGGCCUCUGAUCGCUCAGACAAUGAGAACAAUGAUGACCAGACGAACGGGAGUCUCUUCAAACCACUCAUCUCACCAGCUGCUGAGAGGAUUCGCUUCAUCCUGGGGGAAGAAGACGAAAGCCCAGCCCCACAACUCUUCACGGAAUUGGAUGAACUCCUGGCUGUUGAUGGACAGGAGAUGGAGUGGAAGGAGACAGCCAGGUGGAUCAAAUUUGAAGAGAAGGUUGAAGAAGGGGGUGAGCGAUGGAGCAAACCUCAUGUGGCUACGCUGUCCCUGCACAGUUUAUUUGAACUACGGACAUGUAUCGAGAAGGGACUGGUCCUGCUGGAUCUGGAAGCCUCUACACUCCCACAGAUUAUUGAGACGAUCAUCGAUAACCAAAUUGCUCACGGGCUUUUAAAGGCUGAGCUGAAGGAGAAAGUGACCUACACUCUGUUGCGCAAACAUCGGCACCAGACCAAGAAAUCCAACCUCCGCUCGCUGGCUGAAAUCGGGAAGACAGUGUCGAGUGCAAGUAGGCUGUUUUCCGCCUCAGAUAAUGCUUGCAGUCCACUCAAGAACUCUGUGCCUUGCCUAGCAUUCCGAUGCUCAGACCAGGACCUCCGAGCCCAGCAGAGCCUAAGCAUGGCACUGCUCAGCAGCCCCGGAUUAACCCAUCGGAACCUGACUUCAGGAAGCAUGAACGAUAUCUCGGACAAACCGGACAAGGACCAGCUUAAGAACAAGUUCAUGAAGAAGCUCCCACGCGAUGCAGAAGCGUCGAACGUGUUGGUGGGUGAGGUGGAUUUCCUUGACACUCCCUUCAUUGCCUUUGUCCGCCUGCAGCAAGCUGUGAUGCUGGGUGCUCUGACCGAGGUUCCCGUUCCAACCAGGUUUCUGUUUAUUCUGCUUGGACCUAAAGGCAAGGCAAAAUCAUACCAUGAAAUUGGGAGAGCAAUCGCCACACUCAUGUCUGAUGAGCUAUUUCACGACAUUGCCUACAAGGCGAAGGAUAAUGCCGAUCUCCUGGCCGGGAUUGACGAGUUUCUGGAUGAGGUGAUCGUCCUUCCUCCUGGAGAGUGGGAUCCUGAGAUCAGGAUAGAACCUCCAAAGUCAUUGCCUUCAUCUGACAAAAGGAAGAACAUGUUUGCUGGAGGGGAAGCUAUUCAGAUGAACGGAGACAUGCCUCAUGAUGGGGGACACGGAGGUGGCGGGCAUGAAAUCCCAGAUGAACUGAAGAAGACUGGAAGGUUGUUUGGUGGUUUUGUGGCUGAUAUCAAAAGGAAGAUCCCGUGGUUUGCCAGUGAUUUUUACGAUGCACUGAGCAUCCAGUCACUUUCUGCCGUUCUGUUUAUUUACCUGGGGACUGUGACCAACGCUAUCACCUUUGGUGGUCUCCUUGGGGAUGCGACUGACAACAUGCAGGGUGUACUGGAGAGUUUCCUGGGCACAGCAGUUAGUGGAGCUGUCUUCUGCCUUUUCGCUGGGCAGCCACUCACCAUCCUGAGCAGCACAGGCCCAGUUCUAGUCUUUGAACGUCUCCUCUACAGCUUUAGCAAAGACAAUGGCUUUGACUACCUCGAGUUCCGUCUGUGGAUUGGUUUGUGGUCAUCCUUCCUCUGUCUGAUUCUUGUUGCCACUGAUGCAAGUUCCCUGGUGCGUUACUUCACUCGCUUCACUGAGGAAGGCUUCUCAUCGCUCAUCAGCUUCAUCUUUAUCUAUGAUGCCUUCAAGAAGAUGAUCAAGCUGUCUCACCACUACGCAAUUAACACAGACUUCAAAGAGGACUACGUCACUCUGUUUGGAUGUGCAUGCCUCCCACCUGACCAAGGUGCUAAUUCAAGCUUUCAUUGGAAUGACACUGACUCAGCAAAUCCAACCAUCGUCACUAUGGUCAAUAGCAGCAUUCCAGUGAACAUGAGCAUUGAUUGGUCGUUGCUGUCGAAGACGGAUUGCCUGAAGUACGGUGGGGUGGUGGUCGGUACAAGUUGUGGCUUUGUUCCCGAUGUCACCUUGAUGUCAUUCAUCCUCUUCCUCGGCACUUACACCUGCUCAAUGACACUGAAGAAUUUCAAAACCAGCCCGUAUUUCCCCACCAUGAUUCGAAAACUGAUAAGUGACUUUGCCAUCAUCAUCGCCAUUCUGUUGUUCUGUGGACUUGAUGCUCUGGUUGGAGUCGAUACACCAAAGCUCAUAGUGCCAAGCGAGUUCAAGCCGACCAGCCCAAACCGUGGCUGGGUUGUAACACCCUUUGGCGGUAACCCCUGGUGGGUGUGCCUCGCGUCCGGGCUCCCAGCUCUGCUCAUCACCAUCCUGAUCUUCAUGGACCAGCAAGUUACUGCAGUCAUCGUCAACAGGAAAGAGCACAAACUCAAGAAAGGAGCUGGUUAUCACCUUGAUCUCUUCUGGGUGGCUCUCCUGAUGGCACUUUGCUCGGUGAUGGGGUUACCGUGGUAUGUAGCUGCCACUGUGAUCUCCAUCGCACACAUCGACAGCUUGAAGAUGGAGACCGAGACAUCUGCUCCGGGAGAAAUCCCGAAAUUUCUGGGUGUCAGGGAACAGCGUGUGACUGGGACGAUAGUCUUCAUUCUAACAGGUGUAUCUGUCUUCAUAGCUCCCAUACUAAAGUACAUCCCAAUGCCUGUACUUUAUGGAGUUUUCCUGUACAUGGGAGUAGCUUCUCUCAAAGGUGUACAGUUCAUGGACCGAUUGAAGUUGGUACUGAUGCCAACCAAACACCAGCCAGACUUCAUUUAUCUACGCCAUGUGCCCCUGCGCAGAAUUCACCUCUUCACCUUCAUCCAGGUGCUCUGUCUCGCUCUGCUCUGGAUCCUCAAAUCAACUGUGGCAGCCAUCAUUUUCCCAGUCAUGAUCCUCGCACUUGUUGCUGUUCGAAAAGCUAUGGACUAUAUCUUCUCCCAGCACGACCUCAGUUUCCUGGAUGAUGUAAUUCCAGAGAAAGACAAGAAAAAGAAGGAGGAUGACAAGAAGAAGAAAAAGAAGCAGAGUAUGGAUAGCGAUAACGAAGAUUUUGAUUACCCAUAUUCAGAAAAAGUUCCUGCUAUUAAUAUUUCAAUGGAUAUGAUGGAACAAGAACCCUUCCUAAGCAGAGAAAAGCCCCCGAUGUUCCUUGAACGACAUACUUCAUGCUGAUCCAAUUUUAUUUCUUCAGCCAGUCACUAUGCCAAGCCCUCCAACAACUCCAACAAGAAAUGUGCCUCAAAUAAGAAUAGAGCUUGAUCCAGACUCUGACACAGGCUCCACGUGGAGAGGAAGGGGGACUGAAACAGCACUGUAACUCUCCAUGCAACACUGGACAUGCUCAGACCUGCCAAUGCUUCGAGCUGAAUUUCUCCCAUCUUGGCAGCCACACCAUGGAAUUACGACUGGGUUACCCCCACCUCCCCGGGAAGGGGUGUGGGGUGGGGGGCACCACCUCCCUCCAUCCCUUUCGCAUCCCACCCCCCCACCCUGGUCCAAUUCAGAGACCUUCUUCCCAGGACUGGUUCCCAGCUUGAAGAACAAAUAAGAGUUGGUGGGGCAGG
Molecule: messenger RNA, 4039 nt
Organism: Stegostoma tigrinum
Lineage: Eukaryota; Metazoa; Chordata; Chondrichthyes; Orectolobiformes; Stegostomatidae
Product: electrogenic sodium bicarbonate cotransporter 1-like
Exons: 27
Coding region: 327-3647 (1106 amino acids)
Biological process (GO): bicarbonate transport; transmembrane transport; monoatomic anion transport
Cellular component (GO): basolateral plasma membrane; plasma membrane
Molecular function (GO): monoatomic anion transmembrane transporter activity; solute:inorganic anion antiporter activity; sodium:bicarbonate symporter activity
Source: RefSeq, a predicted model, not a curated record